Molecule: messenger RNA, 1087 nt
Organism: Pocillopora verrucosa
Lineage: Eukaryota; Metazoa; Cnidaria; Anthozoa; Scleractinia; Pocilloporidae
Biological process (GO): regulation of dopamine secretion; regulation of calcium ion-dependent exocytosis; calcium-ion regulated exocytosis
Cellular component (GO): exocytic vesicle; plasma membrane
Molecular function (GO): phosphatidylserine binding; clathrin binding; SNARE binding
Source: RefSeq, a predicted model, not a curated record
AAUGAUUAUGUUUACCUCUGGCACAUUUUUACAAAAGUUUUCGCCUUUGUUGUACGUCUGCGGGGGAUUAUUCGCAUCCAGAAUUUCAACCGAGCGAUCGAACUUAAGCGAGGGCUAAUCUAUUUUGAUUCACCAUCUACGAACAUAUGCAUUCAAGCAGAAGACACAUUACAAACACUUUCGAAGGAGACUUUUAAUAAUGGGAAAUAAGCAAGGAACUGCGUCCGUAUUUCAAGACGAAGAGGAUGAAGAAACGUGGUUUGAAUGGAUGGAAGCGACGGGUGAUCGUAGAAAUCAGAAAAGGUUGCCCAUUUCCCCAUGUUCUGAUCUACUGGCGGUUCAUGCGGUUCAACCGAUGUCUCUUACACCUGGCGUGACCGAUACGGCGAGAGAAGCAAAACAAAAAUACCGCAGUGAAGCAAAAGCUCUCAGUGGACUCUAUUUAGCUAGUGCGAAGAGAGAGAACAUUUCGGUCGACCCAUCGUUUCGCGGUGAUGCGAAGAAUAACAACUAUUUACCGAAAGUAAGAGAAGGCGAAGAAGACGAAUUGGACAUGAUGACGGUUGGCCAGGUGCUGCCAGAUUUCCCAGCCGGGGAAGUGAAUGUGUCUCUUUUUUUCGACAAAACAUCCAGCCGUCUAAAGGUAAACAUUGUAAAGGCUCGCAACCUCUGCUGCAAGGCCCGAGAGGGGAAGAGACAAGACCGAUGUGGCGUAAGUUGUUCAGAUUUGUAUAUAAACGUGCUACUGUUGGAGGGACAAAAACAAUUGGAGUCACAUCGAACAUCGAAGAAGAAAGGAAGCACUGAUGUACUCUUCUACGAAAAUUUUGCGUUGGACCUUACUUCUCUUGACGUACGUCAGAUAAUUUUGCGGUUGACCGCAAUGCAUUGUUGUAAAUAUGUAAUUAACGCUGAUCACGUGAUUGGUCACGUGGAUACGAACGACAAAUCAUGGGGUUCUUCUUUCAGCUCUCAUUGGGUAGAGGUAAUCACGUCUCCAGGAACGAACGUGAAUAGAUGGCAUACUCUAUGGUGUUAAAAAAGAAAAAAAAAAAAACCAGAGAACACACCUUUUUUGAUGGCUCAA